Messenger RNA from Octopus sinensis (East Asian common octopus), 3536 nucleotides. Its product is annotated as ATP-binding cassette sub-family D member 2. Gene Ontology annotation, biological process: peroxisome organization; fatty acid beta-oxidation; very long-chain fatty acid catabolic process. Gene Ontology annotation, molecular function: ATP binding; ABC-type transporter activity; ATP hydrolysis activity. Bases 328 to 2619 code for a protein of 763 amino acids. The record is from RefSeq and is a predicted model, not a curated record. Lineage: Eukaryota; Metazoa; Mollusca; Cephalopoda; Octopoda; Octopodidae. The transcript is spliced from 12 exons. Gene Ontology annotation, cellular component: peroxisomal membrane.
UCACAUAUCGUCUUUAUAUCUCAUACAUCUUAUUUGCUCUACCUUCACUCCCUUUUUUUCUGUUCUAUUACUCUCUCUCUCUAGUAAUGUCGAUCAUCGUUACGACCACCGGCUGGCCUCCAUAAGCAUGUUUUCUUCCCUUCAACUUAGUCCUUUAUGUCAUCACUUACACUCUCAAUAACAAUCGGAGCAAAACAAUAACAAUGGCUAAGGUACUCUGUAGUUAUUAGUAGUGAAAGCGGGGGAAGAGAAACACUUUGGAGUAGGGACUUCGUUUCUUCAUUCUUUUUUCUUUUCUUCAUUAUUAUUUUGUGUUAUGUUAGGAGGAUGACAGUGAUAUCGAAGUUCCUUUCGCAGUCCAGUGUUGUCGCUAACUUUAGUCGGAAACAAGGCACCAAAAAGGCGACACUAGCAGGCUGUUUACUGAUCGCAGCGGCUGUCUAUGGAGCCAAGAAAUGUCCCCACAUUUUCGACGUCCUUCGACGAAUGGGGACUUCAAAUGAAAGCCUUCAGCUAUCUUCAACAGACCAAGCUGCUGUUGUAACGGACAAAAAAGAAGCAGAAGAAAACAUUCCACGAACAAAUCGAACUAUUCGUUCAAAAAAAUCUCCAGCUGUAAACAAAGUGUUUUUUGAACAAAUUCGCUUCUUGCUGAAGAUUGUUAUUCCGGGAGUAUGGACAAAAGAGUUCGGAAUACUCUCUUUACAUACCUUGUCUUUAAUCUGUCGGACAUUCCUGACUAUCUACGUUGCAUCUCUGGAUGGUAAGAUUGUGAAGACAAUAGUACAGAAAGACGCCUUUAAGUUCAUGUUGCAGUUGUCUAAGUGGAUCGGCAUCGCCAUACCUGCCACAUUCGUCAACAGUCUUAUAAGGUUUGUGGAGAGCAAGCUUGCUCUUGCCCUUCGUACCCGGCUGGUAGAUUAUUCCUACCAGAAAUAUUUCCACAACCAAACCUACUACCGUGUCAGUAACCUGGACAGUCGCUUGACCAACGCCGACCAAUGUCUCACGGAUGACAUCAAUGUGUUCAGCCAGUCCCUUGCUCACCUCUAUUCCCACCUCACCAAACCUCUACUGGACAUAGCUAUCAUGACUUUUACUCUUUAUAAACUAGCCAGAAACCGUGGUGCAAGCUCCAGGAUACCAACUUUAGUGGCUGUCGUCGUCGUCUGUGUCACAGCUAAGGUUCUGAGAGCAGUGUCCCCUCGGUUUGGAAAGUUAGCUGCUGAAGAGGCAAAAUGUAAAGGAGAGCUACGUUACAUGCACUCCAGGGUGAUCAGUAAUGCUGAAGAGAUAGCUUUCUAUGGUGGCCAUAAUAUUGAACUCAGUGCCUUACAGCAGUGCUACCGAUCUCUGGCUUUACAUUUGGAUAUCGUUUUCCGGAAACGUUUGUGGUAUAUAAUGCUAGAACAGUUCCUCAUGAAGUAUGUGUGGAGUGCUGCAGGUUUGGUGAUGGCAGCAAUACCCAUCAUUACUGCCACAGGAAUCAAGGCUGAUGGUACCUGUGUAAAUGAUGACCCAGAUGGAGGAGUUAGUGAACGAACUCAGUCUUUUACCACUGCCAGGAACUUACUUAUUUCAGCAGCUGAUUCCACUGAACGGAUGAUGUCUUCGUAUAAAGAAAUUACUGAAUUAGCAGGUUACACAGAGAGAGUUCACACUAUGUUGUCAGUGUUUGAUGACAUCAAAGAAGAGAAAUAUGUACGGAAUACUGUCUCAUUCAAUGAUGGACGUUCUUCUGCAAUGUUGAAAAUCUCUGGUAAAGUGUCUGACUGUGAUAAUGGUAUAUUCAUCGAAGAUUUACCUAUCAUCACACCAAAUGGAGAUGUCAUUGUUCCAGAACUGUCUUUAAAUAUUACUCCUGGUACUCACCUUCUAAUCACUGGACCAAAUGGCUGUGGAAAGUCAUCACUGUUUCGCAUUCUAAGUGGAUUGUGGCCAGCUUAUCGAGGAAAUCUCAAGAAGCCAGCAACUAAACACAUGUUCUAUAUACCCCAACGCCCUUACAUGUCAAGAGGUAGUCUGAGAGACCAGGUGAUUUACCCUAACACUGUCGGUGAUAUGAAGGCAAAAGGGGUGAGUGACAAAAACUUAGAAGAAAUUCUCUCUCUCGUCCACCUUCAGCAUAUUGUCAAUCGAGAAGGAGGUUGGGAUGCUUCGAAUGACUGGAAAGAUGUGUUGUCUGGAGGAGAGAAACAACGGAUGGGAAUGGCAAGGUUAUUUUAUCAUAAGCCUCAGUUUGCACUGCUCGAUGAAUGUACAAGCGCUGUUUCUAUUGAUGUGGAGAGCAGUAUAUACCAACGGGCUAAAGAUGAAGGUAUUACACUGCUCACUAUAACUCACCGGCCAACUCUCUGGAAGUUCCAUUCGCAUUUGUUACAAUUUGAUGGCGAAGGAGGUUGGCUGAUGGAGGUCCUUGAUACAGAUACCAGGCUUUCUUUGAAUGAAGAGAAACAACAACUGGAGAAGCAACUUGCUGGUGUACCAAAGAUGCAACGACGACUGCACGAGUUGUGUUCCGUCUUGGGUGAAGACUCUGUACUUCUUGAUAAACAUUCACUUCCAAAUGAUGACAGUACUCUUGAUACAGACAGCUGCCUGAUUGAUCACCAAGACUGAUUCUCAUUCUAAUGUCACUUUUGGUAUUUCACAUUUCCUGAAUAAAUGUUGCACUGACCCAAAUAGGUGUUACUGACCAAGAAAGAACUUCUAACAUAAGAGACAUUAUUUCAUUAUUAAGAAGAGAAACAUGUUGUAUUUUCUAUUAACUAAAUUUAAACAUUUAACUUCGUUUGACAUUGUUGAAUCAAAACCUGAAAUUACCAGCAGAAUUUUAAUGUUAAAACUCUGCAUUUUUAUCUCUCAUAAAGCAAACUCACUUGAUCUCAAGUUGUGAUCAUGUUUCAGUAAGCUUACUUCGUCUAUUUUUAAAUACAACUUUUCACAUAUUCUGACACAUAAUUUGUCUUUCAGUUUGGUAGGGAGUCAGUGGGACUUUACUUCACUAAUCCCUAAUUUCCUAUCUGACAGAAAGGAUUUCAAUUCUAUUGAGCACUCACUUUCUGACUGUUCCCUGGCCCAUCAACCCCUUCUACUUCAGAUAGACCUUUUAAUACAACCUAAGAUAUGAACUCAGGAGUACCAACCAAAUUCAGUAAUUGAUCCAAUAUUAAGUACUUUCUUAAAAAUCUGAUUAGGGUCAAGUCUAAAAGUAUUUUAGUAACUUAUUCAAACAGUUAUAUAUGAAGCAUUUCCAGAGUUACAAUAAGCAAGAAAAGCACAGGUAGCAACAGAUGUUUUGUGGAGAAACUGUGGAAUAUCUCAAUCAAACCCUGAACAUCAUCUUCAACUGCAAACAAAGAAUGGAGCCUUAAUAUUGUUAAUAUGAUUUUAUAUUUUAUUUUUACAGUAUUUCAUAUCAAAUUGCAAUCAUGGAUUCACAUGGUUGAUUUCUGCCAAACCUCACACUGUUGUGUGUUCAGUUUGUUUGUUUGUUUUUUUCUCACAUUUUAAAUAAACAAUUUAGCUUCAGUUGA